Podospora anserina S mat+ is the source of this 2052-nucleotide messenger RNA. RefSeq lists its product as uncharacterized. The record is from RefSeq and is a predicted model, not a curated record. Lineage: Eukaryota; Fungi; Ascomycota; Sordariomycetes; Sordariales; Podosporaceae. Bases 1 to 2052 code for a protein of 683 amino acids. The transcript is spliced from 2 exons.
AUGUCCCCGCUCAUUCUUGCCCGCGCGUCAGUCCUACAGCAUGAUCAGCUCCAAUUGAACGUCCUCGAAACCAUGUCUUUCCUGAGUCCUAGACGGCUCAAGCGCAAAAAGUGGGAAAGUCCUGAGCUGUCAUGUGGGGAGAUCAUUGACACGCCCCGGGUUGGCUUGCUCAAGAAGGCAUGGGGGUCAAGCGGCCUAGCCCAGGAACGAUUCGACGUCCAUAUCCUUCCUGACAUCGAAGAUACCGCGAAGCCUAUCAUUAUGGUCUGUUGCACAAAUGCCGCGACACGGUCUCUCGUUGAGGACUCUAUUCGCAGCAGUUCUGUGCCUGAAAAAUAUCCCCAGUUUGGAAUUGGUGCCAGCGCACUGCCUUUAGAGCAACAUGUACCAGCCCAUACUCUCGCAGGAGGAUCAUCAGGCGUUGAAACUCAACCCGACCAAGAAGCGGAGGGAGCUUCGGGCCUUGAAAGAACCACCUUUGCGGUAGGAAAGCAGAAUAUCCCCGCGACGAACCCACCAAAAAGUACACGGCUGAUUGGAAGACGGAUUCACAUUAAAUACGGGGCCUCCGACCCUCUACCGUUCCGUUGCGCCACUGGUGGUGCAAAUAUCAGAAUUGAUGAUCCCCACUACCAAAUCACCGUUAGUCACAUUCAAGAAACUCAAGAGGAUAACCUCCACAUUACAUCUGCUCAGGAGCCUCUCCCUCCAGGUCUCGAGGAUUGUAGUUUCGACGGCAUGAGCGACGGUGACGACAAUGACGAAGAUCCCAUGGAAUCAGAAACAGAAUUGGAUCCAGCUCUUACCCGCGCAAGCGUUACACCUGUGGUCGAGUCACAGCCCUGGGAGGAAUCCCCGAGUAUCAAUAGCGUCGGUUCCACAGUGGGAACUCCCACGGAGAGGCCGGCCCGAAGUUGGCCACGACAAACGGCGAAAACGGUUUGGCAAUUGGAUUCUAUACCAAGAAAGAAUAUAUUGCCUUCUGAUCUCGUACAUCUAGACCGGCGUCUCGAUUGUGCGUUGAUUGCCCUCGACAACAACGAGAUCAUGCACUCUUUGGCAAACACCAUAUCAUACCCCCAACAUACCGGGAUACGCAAAGCCAUGGUCCACAAUGUGGCUGAAGUGGGAAAGCGCAUGAAUAAAGUCAUGGCCAUCACAGCUCGAGAUGGAAUUGGCGGUACGUUGGCGACAGGAGCGCUGUAUCAAUGGGACUGUGCAAUCAAGAAGGCGCAAAAGCUCUACCCGAUCAAUCUCGACACUCCAGCCGAAGGUGGCGAUAGCGGCUCGGCUGUGAUUGACACAGUAUCAGGCAGCUUGUAUGGCCACAUCGUCAGAGGUUGCCCGGGAUCUAGGGUCGCCUACAUCAUUGCGGCAACAGAGGUUUUCGACCAUCUUCGCCAGGAGCACGGUGCUGACAUACAUCUUUGUGGCUCCCCCUCGACCAAGUUAUCGGCCGAUCUAACCCAGUUAGCCGUGGAGAGCCGGCGACUCGAGCUGGAAAGAUGGCAGCACUACGCAAAAUUGGCCCAGACCAUUGAUGUCAAACCCAGCUCUUCCAGCACGGCCUCUGAUGAUCUGUGGAGUCCACAAUUUAUGGCGGAAAACGCAGAAGAUGAAAAUUCAUUGAAGAAAUGGCCCGAAACCUCCUCAACCACCAUGUCUGGUUAUAUAAAAGGUCACUUGAGCCCAUUGCUAGAAAGUAACGAUGGUGAUUCUCUUCACGCUUGGUCGGCGGAUAGAGCAACAACGUUAUCCUCGGCCGGAUCUCGCUCUACAGCAACCACAUGGUCUGCAGCGUCGAGCAGUACGAGAGCUACAGCUGUACAAAUGGAGCUCAUCGCUGAAGAUCGCGACAUUGAGAUGUCAGGACUCUUUCUUGAUAAUCCCAACGAGGGCAACAAAAAGACGCCACUACUCCUCCCCAAAACUUCGACAACGAAGGGAGACGAAAGAGAUGAAAGCAAAGGUCCUCUGGAGGUCAUGCGCAAUGAAGCAACGCAAAAUCUGGCUGGCCAAAAAGCGGCCAGUGAUGACCAGGGUGGGUCGUAA